AAGAAAGGCAAGUGGCCGACCGACAUGACUUGUGCUGUGGUGGUAGUCUAUGGCGCGGUGUGGUUAGCGCUUGGCGUCAUGGGAGAUGAGUCGAAGAGCCUUCGAUCAAAGGGGGUAUACGUGAUUCCCCAAGAAAAUACUUCGUCCGUGAAGUUGCUCGUCGCCGCAUUUGCUCGCUCGGCCCUGUCUCCGCUGCAAGUCGAAGGUAUUGACACAUUUUCGUGGGAUGCAGUUGCGGCACACGCCGAUGAUUUCGACUUGGUUUGGUCAUUAUCCCCGCUUCAGUUUGCUCAACUCGGAAAACUGAGUCCGCGACACAAAGUGAACCAGUUGCCUGGGCAUGAUAUAUUGACAACAGCUACCCAGUGGAAUGCCCGGUACAUGUUGCUCCAGAAACACCACGGCCCGUAUGACUUCGGCUUUAUGCCCCCCGAAUUCUACCUUCCGCGACACAAAGAUGCCUUUGUCAAGGCGUUUGAUGCCAUGCGGACCAUCGCUCGCUUUAGCGACCGCCUGAAGGUUGAUGCAUACUACAAGCGCCGGUGGCUUGUCACCAAGACACCCACAGACCAAGCUCCAUCGAAAAGUUUUAACAUUCUCAUCGAUCUAAGGCAGCUCGAGGCUCAGCAAGACCAGCAGCUCCGCGUCGUCCACGUCGUCGAGCCCAUGUUGUUUUCUGGUCACAAAGCACACGUUGGGGUGUUCGUGGUCGUGACGUCCCUGGACCCUCUUCGCAUUUACAUUUUCCACAACGUUCUAUUGCGCAUCAGUCGGCUGAAGUACCCCACGGUGCUCGAGACGUCAUCCCCCCGUGCAUCGUUCCAAGUAUCCGACAGAGCCGCCGACUGGCUGCCUCCAUGGGAGGUUGACGAUCUUCGAGACCAUUACAAGGAGCUGCCGUCGUCGCAAUCGGAAGGCACGAGCCACCUCAAGGUGCUCCUCCAACAACUUGACCACGCCGGUGUCGAUGUCGCCAAGUUUCAGAAAGACAUGCACGGCAAUGUUGUGAAAAUUAUUGCGUCGUGUCGAAGUCACUGGAUCAAGCAAGCUCGACAAGCGAAUCUACCGCCACAAAACUUUUUCCAUUUGUUUCGAUUUGAUAUGGAAAUCGAAGACACUGGAAAGCCAUGGGUCGUCGGCGUCAACGCGCACCCUUCGCUCGAGCCGCACGAGUUUGGCUCUGGGUCCACUGAAGGCUUCUUCGCGAGUCUGGCCAACGACAUGGUGCGACUCUUGGGCGUUCAAGCCCCGCGGGACAAGACCCCCGAACAACUUGUCGUUCAGGCCAGUCCUGCGCACUGUGCCACGAAAUGCGACGAUCGCAUGCGCGUAUGGGACAUGACGUGCUGGCGAUGUCCUGGGUGGUUUGCCCCGCCCGUGGCCACCGCGUUGUAUGCGUCAGCGACCGAGUAUUCGAGACGAAGCCGCUUCCACUUGGCGUUCCCGACCACAAAAGGCGAAUACGCAGAAUUCAUCGACGGCGGGUUGUCGGCGGCGGACCAUGCAUUCUACGCAUACUUGAUGUCAUUCGGGGUCGACGAUGCCACGACCGACAUCAACCAUGACACUGCCAAGUGGGAUCCGUCCGUGCUAUGUGUGAAUCGAGCACAGUGCAGCCACCGUGGCAACUGCAUCAACGGCCGAUGCCAUUGCGAUGCUGGUUACGAAGGCAACACUUGUUACAUUCCUUUAGACCCCGCAUCCAUGAAUUUGCCCAGCCGAAGCAUUCGCCAUCAAGCCGUCAACACAGCGGAUGAAGAAGCGUCAAACCGCGUCGACGGCGGCGUGAUAUCGUAUACAGAGUGGGCAGUGAUCGUCGUGGGGCUCGCGCUCGCAUGCUACGGCGGGUAUCGCGCGGCGUUGCACGUCGUAAAGACCCAGGAGAUGGAGGAGAAGGACAACUAAAUCGCUGCUUUCCCAGCCCAUAUCAAAGUGAACAAACUUUAUACAGUUAAUAAAUCCCGUCGUUGCGAGUGCUA
This is a messenger RNA of Aphanomyces invadans, 1979 nucleotides long. RefSeq lists its product as hypothetical. Gene Ontology annotation, biological process: microtubule cytoskeleton organization; protein polyglutamylation. The coding region runs from base 25 to 1905 and encodes 626 amino acids. Gene Ontology annotation, cellular component: cilium. The transcript is spliced from 2 exons. NCBI's taxonomy places the organism in Eukaryota, Oomycota, Saprolegniomycetes, Saprolegniales, Verrucalvaceae. Gene Ontology annotation, molecular function: tubulin-glutamic acid ligase activity; tubulin binding. The record is from RefSeq and is a predicted model, not a curated record.